This is a messenger RNA of Bactrocera oleae (olive fruit fly), 1350 nucleotides long. RefSeq names its product frizzled 4 (gene fz4). Gene Ontology annotation, cellular component: plasma membrane. Lineage: Eukaryota; Metazoa; Arthropoda; Insecta; Diptera; Tephritidae. Gene Ontology annotation, biological process: non-canonical Wnt signaling pathway; canonical Wnt signaling pathway. The record is from RefSeq and is a predicted model, not a curated record. Gene Ontology annotation, molecular function: Wnt-protein binding; Wnt receptor activity.
AAUAAGGUGGGCAAUACUUUGCCUUACAUGGCAUCGGGAUGUGCGUCGUAUCAACCCAGAAGAUUUGAUACCCUUGUCCGCAGGCAAUUCAGGUACAUUUACUGACGUGAAUCAGUGUGAAAUUAGAAGAAGGCGUUUAACAAGUAGUGAUAAACGUAAUGUCAACUUGACUAUAAUGCAAAGCAAUUUGGCAAGCUUUAUAGCUUGGGGACUUCCAGCAUUUCAGACUGCAGCAGUAAUAGUAGCGAGACUUGUGGAUGCUGACGAACUUAUAGGUGCUUGUUUCGUUGGAAACCAGUCAGAUAGAGCCCUGCAAAUAUUGGUCGCAACACCACUUUUUUGUUAUUGGAUUUUCGGUUCCAUGAAUCUCGGCUCGGGUUAUUUAGUAUAUCGUCGCUAUAAAGUUUUAUUGAAAAACCCUCCAACACCCAUGGUGAAGCAACAAUUAGAGGCUAAGUGUCCAAGCUAUGAUUUUGGAACGUUCCUGUUCAUAUAUUGUAUUCCUUGUGCAUUUCUUUUGAUUUCUGUGAUCUACGAAUUUGUCAACAUUGAUAUUUGGCUUAAUAUACCACAUUAUUUCGUUUCAAACGAGGGAUUUACAACACCAAUGUGGCCUUUCAUGACUCGGGCAUUUAUGGAAAUAACAUUGGGAAUUAUAUGUUUUGCAUGGGUUAUAGGUCCAAAAAUAUCUGUAUUGUAUAAGCAACAGUUAGAGCUUCGAAAUUCCCAAGGAAGUAAUCGUAAUAAGAACUAUAAUUGCAGGACAACAUCUUAUCAAAGUGUACAACCACCAGUAAAUCUAUAUUCACAACAACGUGUUCCAGGUAGUAUUUCAAUGAACCAAAUAGCGAAAUACUCCCACAAUCAAAUUAUCACACAAAAUAUUCACAAUUCCAAUCAUUUGCACAAAAAUCAUUAUCAAAUAAGGCCACAGCAAAUUUAUCUGGAAUGUCAUGGAGAUGAAACUAUACUAUAACUAUUUUUAAGUAACUUGCCUCAAACUGUGUAACAAUAAGACUGUGAUAGUAUAAAAAACUUUAAUUUCUGGUUAAAGAAAACUAUUUAGAUUAUUAUUACUUAUUGCUUAGGAAAUCAAGUACUUAUUUUAUUCUUACUUUUGAAAAGUGCCAUUAAUUUUAAUCCACAUUAUAAUCUUAUAAAUUGAAUGUAUUGUUUCAUAAACUAGAUUAAAGAUUUACAAAUUUAAGAACUACCAAUGCAGUUACAUAAAAGUCUUUGUCCAAAAUAACGACUACAAAGUAUAAAGUUUGUGUGUGGAAUAUUCAGCCUGUCUGACUGUAUGUAACUGUAUAGGUAAGCUAUAUUUGUAUGUGCCUAAAUUAAUCAACU